AUUCCGCGGCCGCCGCCAGCUGAGGGGAGAGUCGCGGGCCGAGGAGCAGAUGCCGCGGGGGCCGCUCGCAGCCGCCGCCGACUUGUGAAUGGGACCGGGACUGGGGCUGACACCGCUGCGCUUGCCCUGCACCGGAGAUCCACAGCCGAAGGUCGCGUCCACCCGCAAGAGCCCUAGAAAUCACUGUGCUUUUGGCUUGGUGGCUCCGUGAUAUUCAAUUGUUCUCUCAUUUGUUGAGUGACCAAUCAGAUGGGUGGAGUAUGUUAUAGAAAUUGGCAGCAAGUAUCCAAUGGGUGAAGAAGAAGCCGCCUGGGGAAGUGGGCAGCCCUGACGUGAUGUGCUCAGAGAGCGAAGACCUUCCGUUCCAGGAGAGGUCUGCUUGACGUACCCCGGAGACUGACCAUAGGAAAGGCAUACCACUCGGCUGGGCUGGCGGAAGGGUGACAGCUGCAUUCUCCUGUGCCUACCACAUAACCAAAAAUGAAGGAGAACUACUGUUUACAAGCCGCGCUGGUGUGCCUGAGCAUGCUGUGCCACAGCCAGGCAUUUGCUCUGGAGCGACGAAGCCACCUGCGGCCCUCGUUCUAUGGACAUCAUGAGAAGGGCAAGGAGGGGCAGGUGCUGCAGCGCUCCAAACGAGGCUGGGUCUGGAACCAGUUCUUUGUGAUAGAGGAGUACACCGGGCCUGAUCCUGUGCUCGUGGGCAGGCUUCAUUCCGAUAUUGACUCUGGUGAUGGGAACAUUAAAUACAUUCUCUCAGGUGAAGGAGCCGGAACCAUUUUUGUGAUUGAUGACAAAUCAGGGAACAUUCAUGCCACCAAGACUUUGGACCGAGAGGAGAGAGCCCAGUACACACUGAUGGCUCAGGCAGUGGACAGGGACACCAACCGGCCACUGGAACCACCAUCGGAAUUCAUCGUCAAGGUCCAGGACAUUAAUGACAACCCUCCGGAGUUUCUGCAUGAGACCUAUCAUGCCAAUGUGCCUGAGAGGUCCAAUGUGGGAACAUCAGUAAUCCAGGUGACAGCUUCUGAUGCAGAUGAUCCCACCUAUGGAAACAGUGCUAAAUUAGUGUACAGUAUCCUUGAAGGACAGCCCUACUUUUCAGUGGAGGCACAGACAGGUAUCAUCAGAACAGCCCUUCCCAACAUGGACAGGGAGGCCAAGGAGGAGUAUCACGUGGUGAUCCAGGCCAAGGACAUGGGUGGACACAUGGGCGGACUCUCAGGGACAACCAAAGUGACGAUCACACUGACUGAUGUCAAUGACAACCCACCAAAGUUUCCGCAGAGCGUAUACCAGAUGUCUGUAUCCGAAGCAGCUGUCCCCGGAGAGGAAGUAGGCAGAGUGAAGGCUAAAGACCCAGACAUUGGAGAAAACGGCUUAGUCACAUACAACAUCGUUGAUGGAGACGGUAUGGAGCUCUUUGAAAUCACCACGGACUACGAAACACAGGAAGGCGUGGUAAAGCUGAAAAAGCCCGUAGAUUUUGAAACCAAGAGAGCAUAUAGCUUGAAGGUAGAGGCAGCCAAUGUGCACAUCGACCCAAAGUUCAUCAGCAACGGACCUUUCAAGGACACUGUGACGGUCAAGAUUGCGGUAGAAGAUGCUGAUGAACCCCCGAUGUUCUUGGCCCCAAGUUAUAUCCACGAAGUCCAAGAAAAUGCAGCCGCUGGCACGGUGGUUGGGAGAGUGCAUGCCAAAGAUCCGGAUGCUGCCAACAGCCCAAUAAGGUAUUCCAUUGAUCGUCAUACUGACCUCGACAGAUUUUUCACUAUUAAUCCAGAGGAUGGUUUUAUUAAAACUACCAAACCUCUGGAUAGAGAAGAAACCGCCUGGCUCAACAUUUCUGUCUUUGCAGCAGAAAUCCACAACCGGCAUCAGGAAGCCAAAGUUCCAGUGGCCAUUAGGGUCCUUGAUGUCAACGAUAAUGCUCCCAAGUUUGCUGCCCCUUAUGAAGGGUUCAUCUGUGAAAGUGAUCAAACCAAGCCACUUUCCAACCAGCCAAUUGUUACAAUUAGUGCAGAUGACAAGGAUGACACAGCCAAUGGACCAAGAUUUAUCUUCAGCCUCCCCCCUGAAAUCAUUCACAAUCCAAAUUUCACAGUCAGAGACAACAGAGAUAACACGGCAGGAGUGUAUGCCCGGCGUGGAGGCUUCAGUCGGCAGAAGCAGGAUCUAUACCUCCUGCCCAUAGUGAUCAGUGAUGGGGGGAUCCCGCCUAUGAGCAGCACCAACACCCUCACCAUCAAAGUCUGUGGGUGCGACGUGAACGGGGCRCUGCUCUCCUGUAAUGCCGAAGCCUACAUCCUGAAUGCCGGCCUGAGCACAGGGGCACUCAUCGCCAUCCUUGCCUGCAUCGUUAUUCUCCUGGUCAUCGUAGUGCUGUUUGUGACCCUAAGAAGGCAAAAGAAAGAGCCCCUGAUUGUUUUUGAGGAGGAGGAUGUCCGUGAGAACAUCAUCACCUAUGAUGAUGAAGGGGGAGGGGAGGAAGACACUGAAGCCUUCGACAUCGCCACCCUCCAGAACCCCGACGGUAUCAAUGGAUUUAUCCCUCGCAAAGACAUCAAACCCGAGUACCAGUACAUGCCUAGGCCCGGGCUCCGGCCAGCACCCAACAGCGUGGACGUGGAUGACUUCAUCAACACGAGAAUACAGGAGGCAGAUAACGACCCCACUGCACCCCCUUACGACUCCAUCCAAAUCUAUGGUUACGAAGGCAGGGGCUCGGUGGCCGGGUCCCUGAGCUCCUUAGAGUCGGCCACCACCGACUCGGACUUGGACUAUGACUAUCUACAGAACUGGGGACCUCGUUUUAAGAAACUAGCGGACUUGUACGGUUCCAAAGACACUUUUGAUGACGAUUCUUAACAAUAACAAUACAAAUUUGGCCUUAAGAACUGUGUCUGGCGUUCUCAAGAAUCUAGAAGAUGUGUAAACAGGUAU
This is a messenger RNA of Urocitellus parryii (Arctic ground squirrel), 2946 nucleotides long. RefSeq names its product cadherin 11 (gene Cdh11). Gene Ontology annotation, biological process: calcium-dependent cell-cell adhesion; multicellular organism development; cell-cell adhesion mediated by cadherin. Gene Ontology annotation, molecular function: calcium ion binding; cadherin binding; beta-catenin binding. Gene Ontology annotation, cellular component: adherens junction; plasma membrane; catenin complex. The record is from RefSeq and is a predicted model, not a curated record. Lineage: Eukaryota; Metazoa; Chordata; Mammalia; Rodentia; Sciuridae.